Messenger RNA from Cololabis saira (Pacific saury), 1824 nucleotides. RefSeq names its product FEZ family zinc finger 1 (gene fezf1). Gene Ontology annotation, cellular component: nucleus. The record is from RefSeq and is a predicted model, not a curated record. The transcript is spliced from 4 exons. NCBI's taxonomy places the organism in Eukaryota, Metazoa, Chordata, Actinopteri, Beloniformes, Belonidae. Bases 109 to 1440 code for a protein of 443 amino acids.
CCGGCAGAUGUGGCCCUCUCCUGCGGGCCGGUGAGGAGCACCGACCCCGGGGUUCCUGCGCGCACUCUCUCCUCGGCUGCGCGUCUGUGCGCGGCUGGUGCGCAGGUGAUGGACGCGUCUCUGUGCCGCCCAGCAGGGAUGCUGGGCUCCCCCCCGGCGGCCCAGAGCCAGCCCGCGGGCACAGACAUGCUCCCCUCCGGCGGCGGCAGCACCAAGCCCCUCGCUUUCUCCAUCGACCGGAUUAUGGCCAGGACGCCCGAGCCCUGCAGGUCGAUACCGGCGCUCCCCGGCUGGUUCCAGCCCGCUCCCGCGGGGAAGCCGGACGCCUGCCCGUCCCCGCUGCAGUGCAUGAUCCCUCUGGUGCCGCUCGGGUACGAGCCGGGCCACCGGCUCUGCGUCACCGGGCUGGACCCGCACUUGGACGCCUCCACCCCUCCGGCUCCGACGGACAUUUUCGGCUUUGGGUUCAACUACACGAGCCAGCAGGACGAGUGCGGGCUGAGCCAGAGCGCCGGCCAGUAUAAACUGUUCAGACCUCGGGUGGUGAACCAGUCCUCCUUCCCCGCCGUGUGCUACCUGAACCGCGGCGCGGAGCCCGGGGGCGCAUGCGCGCCGCCGGCCGGGCUGCUCAACCUGCACCCGAUGGCCUCGUACCUGCUGUCGGCCCGACACAAGGCCCUGCUGCAGCAGGAGAGGGGCAAGCCGGGGCCGGGGCCGGGGCUGCAGCCGGGGGGGUCCGGGGCGCAGGCCUUCAGGGAACUGUCCCACAGCCAGAUCCAGCACUACAUGAAGGAGAGGGAGCACAUCCUCACCGACAAGAUCUUCAAGGAGUCGGCGGCGGCCGCGGCCGCGGCGGCGGCGGCGGCCACCGCCCGGAUCAGCGGCUCCUGCCCCGGCAGCAAGCCCAAGGUGUUCACCUGCGAGGUCUGCGGAAAGGUGUUUAACGCGCACUACAACCUGACCCGCCACAUGCCCGUGCACACGGGCGCGCGGCCGUUCGUGUGUAAAGUGUGCGGGAAGGGAUUCCGGCAGGCGAGCACGCUCUGCAGACACAAAAUCAUCCACACUCAGGAAAAACCUCACAAGUGUAACCAGUGUGGGAAAGCCUUUAACCGGAGCUCCACCCUCAACACUCACACCCGCAUCCACGCCGGAUACAAACCGUUUGUGUGCGAGUUUUGUGGGAAAGGAUUUCAUCAGAAAGGAAACUAUAAAAACCACAAGCUGACACACAGUGGGGAAAAGCAGUUCAAAUGCUCCAUCUGCAGCAAGGCGUUCCACCAGGUGUACAACCUCACCUUCCAUAUGCACACGCACAACGACAAGAAGCCCUUCACCUGCCCCACCUGCGGGAAGGGCUUCUGCAGGAACUUUGACCUGAAGAAACAUGUCAGGAAGCUGCACGACCCUGUGGGAGGACAAUCACCGCCGCAGCCCUGAGAGCCCCAUCUCUGACUCUGUCUCCGUCCCAGUUCACCAAAAAGUUGUCUUUGGAAGUGUGUGACCUCCAUCACGGGAAACUCAGCCCCGGUCCUCAGGGACAAGAGUUUCAUAAAGCUGUAACUGUCAUUUUUGUGCACUUUCUUUGUUCAUGUAAGUGCUCUAUUCAUUAUUAGUUGGCAGUGUAAAAUAUUCAACCCAUUCUAAUCUAUGUAGUGUUUUUGUUCCCUCAGGCUUUACUCUGGAAUCUCUCGCACAUAUUUUGACCUACUAGAGGCCUAAUCUUGUAAAAAAAAAUCAUUUUUUCUUAAUGUCAACAAAUUGCAUAGAAAUAAACUUAAAUGGCAGCAUAAACUGUGGCUUAACCUUAUAUCAAAAAUGCUC